Molecule: messenger RNA, 1021 nt
Organism: Gracilinanus agilis (Agile Gracile Mouse Opossum)
Lineage: Eukaryota; Metazoa; Chordata; Mammalia; Didelphimorphia; Didelphidae
Gene: KCNK1
Product: potassium two pore domain channel subfamily K member 1
Exons: 3
Coding region: 1-1011 (336 amino acids)
Biological process (GO): potassium ion transmembrane transport; stabilization of membrane potential
Cellular component (GO): membrane
Molecular function (GO): potassium ion leak channel activity
Source: RefSeq, a predicted model, not a curated record
AUGCUGCAGUCCCUGGCCGGCAGCUCCUGUGUGCGGCUGGUGGAGAGGCACCGCUCUGCCUGGUGCUUCGCAUUCCUGGUGCUGGGCUACCUGCUCUACCUGGUUUUCGGCGCCGUGGUCUUCUCCUCGGUAGAGUUGCCCUACGAGGACCUGCUGCGCCAAGAGCUGCGCAAGCUGAAGCAGCGCUUCCUGGAGGAGCACAAGUGUCUAUCGGAGCAGCAGCUGGAGCAGUUCCUGGUGCGGGUGCUGGAGGCCAGCAACUACGGCGUUUCGGUACUCAGCAACGCUUCGGGUAAUUGGAACUGGGACUUCACCUCCGCCCUCUUCUUCGCCAGCACUGUGCUCUCCACCACAGGUUAUGGACACACAGUACCUUUAUCAGAUGGAGGUAAGGCCUUCUGCAUCAUCUAUUCCGUCAUUGGCAUCCCCUUCACCCUCCUGUUCCUGACUGCAGUGGUCCAGCGUAUCACCGUUCACGUCACUCGGAGGCCUGUGCUCUACUUCCACAUACGCUGGGGAUUCUCCAAACAGGUGGUUGCCAUCAUCCACGCAGUUUUGCUUGGGUUUGUGACUGUGUCCUGUUUCUUCUUCAUUCCGGCAGCAGUGUUUUCUAUCUUGGAAGACGACUGGAACUUUUUGGAAUCCUUUUAUUUUUGUUUCAUUUCCUUGAGCACCAUUGGCCUAGGGGAUUAUGUUCCUGGAGAAGGCUACAAUCAGAAAUUCAGGGAGUUAUAUAAGAUUGGUAUCACAUGUUACCUGUUGUUGGGCCUCAUUGCCAUGCUAGUAGUUCUGGAAACCUUCUGUGAACUCCAUGAGCUCAAAAAGUUUAGAAAAAUGUUCUACGUGAAGAAGGAUAAGGAUGAAGACCAAGUCCACAUCAUGGAACAUGACCAGCUCUCGUUCUCUUCCAUCACAGAUCAAGCUGCUGGCCUGAAAGAGGAUCAGAAGCAAAAUGAACCUUUUGUGACAGCUCAGUCAUCAACAUACACUGAUGGCUCAGCAAACAAUUAAAAAGUAGGAU